UCAGCUGUUAUACAUCCCACAUACUGCAGGGCAGCGCUUUGCCACAGCAGGAAACCAAAAUAAUGGCCGGCACUGUCACUACCACGACUACCAAAUUCCAGCUUCACAACUGAAAGUAGAUACAACUGGGAAUGCAAGGUUAUUACAGCCUUGACGUCACUUCCUCGCUUGUGUCUCCACUCCCCCCCCCAACCCGGAACGUGUGUGGUGAAGUCCUUCAGGCGCGAAACCCGUUUAUCUUCCACCUCACGGUAAAUCAAAGUCGCUUCUCUACAAUAGCGCUGACGGCCACGUCCGAUAGCGGAAGAAGCGGCUCCGUAACCAUUUCCGUUGCGUCGCCGGUGUUUCUCUUCUUGUGGUGUGAGUGCACAGCUGCACAACAAAAAUGCAGGGAUUUGCUCGACUUUCUCUUAGGACGUUGUCACCGCUGGGCUUUAAUGGGUUUCCUAGUAGAGCAAUGGUGGUGUCAGCCCUGAGGCCUACUGCCGUAAAUGGAAACCGCGCACCCAAAACACCCUUUUGCAGCAUUUUAUCCAGGAGGAAUCUGUGUAGUGGGGCGGUGGCACAAAUAGACCCGGAAUCUCUAACAGAAAAGGAACAGAGAAUACUGGGGAAGAUUUACAACGGCCUAAUAUGUGGGCACAGAGCUUGUCUGGCAGAAGCCAUCACACUGAUAGAGUCUACACACCACAGGAAGAGAGAGCUCGCUCAGGUGCUGCUUCAGAAGGUACUAUCUCACCACCGAGAAAAGGAGCGCUUAAAUAAUGGAAAACCUCUAGCAUUUAGAGUGGGUCUGUCAGGCCCUCCUGGUGCUGGAAAGUCUACGUUUAUUGAAUAUUUUGGAAAAAUGCUUACAGAGCAGGGUCACAAAGUGGCGGUGUUAGCUGUUGACCCAUCCUCCAGUAGCAGUGGUGGGUCUCUUCUGGGAGAUAAAACUCGAAUGACAGAACUUUCGAGAGACAUGAAUGCUUAUAUUAGACCGUCUCCUACUCGAGGGACAUUAGGCGGUGUCACCCGAACCACCAACGAAGCCAUUUUGCUCUGUGAAGCUGGUGGAUACAAUAUUGUUCUUGUGGAAACCGUAGGUGUGGGGCAGUCGGAAUUUGCUGUGGCCGACAUGGUUGAUAUGUUUGUUUUGUUGCUGCCACCUGCAGGUGGAGAUGAGCUACAGGGUAUCAAGCGGGGUAUAGUUGAGAUGGCUGACCUUGUUGCUGUAACCAAGGCUGAUGGAGAUUUGCUUAUUCCUGCCCGAAAGAUUCAAACCGAAUAUGUUAGUGCAUUAAAGUUACUCCGAAAACGUUCCAAAAGCUGGAAGCCACAGGUUGUCCGCAUCUCGGCUAAAAGCGGCGAGGGUAUACCAGAGCUUUGGGGAAAGAUGAGCGAUUUCCAGAGCACCAUGCUGACCAGCGGGGAGCUGAUUAGCAGGCGGAUGAGUCAGCAGAGAGUGUGGAUGUGGAACCUGAUCCAAGAAAACGUACUCCUGCAUUUCAGGAACCACCAUGCGGUUAAAAAUCAGAUCCCGCUUCUGGAAGAGAAAGUCCAUAAUGGGGUUUUGUCCCCAGGACUUGCAGCAGACAUGUUGCUGAGGGCUUUCUCAGGUGGCAGCUAAGAACUUGCACUAUGCAUUUAAUCUGCAUGUAACUAUGCCUAUGG
Molecule: messenger RNA, 1653 nt
Organism: Spea bombifrons (plains spadefoot toad)
Lineage: Eukaryota; Metazoa; Chordata; Amphibia; Anura; Pelobatidae
Gene: MMAA
Product: metabolism of cobalamin associated A
Exons: 7
Coding region: 386-1609 (407 amino acids)
Cellular component (GO): cytoplasm
Molecular function (GO): GTPase activity; GTP binding
Source: RefSeq, a predicted model, not a curated record